AUGGCGGAUCGCGCGGGGGAGGCGGACGACGUGACGCGCGACGCGGGCGCGGACGACGCGGCGGCGAACGGGGCGCGCGGUGGUGAUGAUGUCGAUGCGUUGAUCGCCGCCGCGGGGGUGGACGCGACGGGCGGGCGCGGUGCGGGGGAUGAUGGGAGCGACGAGGGCGUCGCGCGAGGGGAGAAGCGCGCGCGCGGGGCGAGCGAGGACGGCGAGGAUGACGACGACGACGGUGAGGACGGCGAGCGAGGGAGUGGAUUGGAGGAGUUCGAUGAUGUGCUUCUCUUACCGCGUCGCACGAAGGUUGUGAUCAGUGGGAAUAAUCGAACGAAGGGAAAGCUCGUCGGAAUGCGAGCCGUGGUGAAGAAGGCUGUCGGGUUGGGCGGUUGGCACUGGCUCGUGCUCGACAACGGGCAGGAGGUGCGACUGCAGAGGAACGCCUUGACCGUGGUCGAGGCACCGGAAAGUCAAGACGGCGACGGUGAGGACGCCGAUGACGGCGAGGGCGACGGCGAGGACAUAGAGAACGGCGAGGAUGGCGAGGAGGAGGAGGAGGACGGCGACGACGACGAGGACGACGACGACGACGACGACGAUGACAGCAAGGAUAACAUGAAGACGCGUCUCCGUCGACCAACGCGUAUACCUGGAAACGGUCCGCCGAGCCAAGCCGCCGCGGCGGCGAUGAAGCGGUUGCAAGAGCGCCGAAGAAGCGCGCGCCCGAACUGCAUGUCGAAUUUCGAACGCCUCACGCUGACGACGCUGCUCAAAUACAAAAAGAUGUACGGCCUCGAGCCAAACGCGGAGACGGACUCGGAUAAGACCGCCCUCACGCACGAGAUCGCCAAGCACUUCAUGUCGCAAAAGUUGGACGAGCAAAAAGUUCUUCAGGACUUCAUGUGCGCGGUGGCGGACACCACUCAGGUUCGCCCUGUGGGGUGA
Messenger RNA from Ostreococcus tauri, 942 nucleotides. Its product is annotated as Histone deacetylase complex subunit SAP30, Sin3 binding domain. Gene Ontology annotation, biological process: regulation of DNA-templated transcription. NCBI's taxonomy places the organism in Eukaryota, Viridiplantae, Chlorophyta, Mamiellophyceae, Mamiellales, Bathycoccaceae. Bases 1 to 942 code for a protein of 313 amino acids. The record is from RefSeq and is a predicted model, not a curated record. Gene Ontology annotation, cellular component: histone deacetylase complex. The transcript has a single exon. Gene Ontology annotation, molecular function: transcription coregulator activity; protein binding.